Molecule: messenger RNA, 513 nt
Organism: Macrosiphum euphorbiae (potato aphid)
Lineage: Eukaryota; Metazoa; Arthropoda; Insecta; Hemiptera; Aphididae
Source: the annotation of a GenBank genome assembly
AUGUAUAGGAGCAGACAGAAGAAACCGAUCAUCAGUGGACCGUUUCCGGCAGAUCCGGACCGUCUGCAAGGCGAAAAGUGGCAGUACGUGAUACUGACGCGGUUGGACACAGAACCGCCUCCCGAACGACCUCCUCGAACCAAGCGCUGCCGCCGGCAGGAGACGACGAUCAGUGGCGUCAGUGGCAUCGUCCGUUGGGGAUCGGAGCGGCGACGGCAGCGGUCGUUCGGUCGCAGGCGGCAGACGACGCCGCCUCAGAGUCUGUCCACCGACGAGCUGAAGGAAUCUGUGUCGUCAGGACGAGUCGACAUUGGCGAUGGUGGCGGAACGGUCGAAAGAGCUGCGAAAAAAAAAGCGACGUUGGCUUUCGACAAGGCCGUCAAAAACACUUCGAUGUGGGUCGUUUUGUGGUCGGGCGCCAUCGUCGCCGGUCGGACGUACGCUGCCCGACAAAACGGUUUGCUCAAGUCCGUCGCCCUCGCCCAUGCGAUGGCCAACGAUUUGACGUCGUAA